Messenger RNA from Doryrhamphus excisus (bluestripe pipefish), 4343 nucleotides. It is a transcript of the gene cfap263, whose product is annotated as cilia and flagella associated protein 263. The record is from RefSeq and is a predicted model, not a curated record. NCBI's taxonomy places the organism in Eukaryota, Metazoa, Chordata, Actinopteri, Syngnathiformes, Syngnathidae. Gene Ontology annotation, biological process: cilium assembly. Gene Ontology annotation, cellular component: ciliary basal body; axoneme.
AAACAAAUACGAUGACCACAUGAUCCCCACUUCAGAUGACCUACCCGAAGAAGCAGAAGAUGGGCUCCGUUGAUCCAAGAUGAUCCAUUUGUUUUUGUAGACUUUCGGAAGUCGCUCGAUGAUCUCCUGACUCAAUUUUUCAAAACUCUUGUGCGACCUCGCAUCCAGAUUGUGGCUUCUGUGACAGGAAGAGUCCAGUUUGCAGACUCCCGAGGUGAAACGGAGACUGCAAAUGUGAAGCAACCAAAGCAAGUGUACCGUCGCAACCAUGGAGGAAAAACUGUCCCUAAUGGAGACAACAGUCCCACAGGAGCAACAAGAACUCGUCGACGCCCGGAUUCAACAACUACAAUGUUCCAUUGCAGCACUCUUGGCAGAGAAUGAGAUGUUUGAAUGUUUUAUCACCGGCCUGGACCCUGAGAGUCUGGGAGAGACCAGAACCCCUCAGCUGGACUGUGUGAGUCAGUGCAACUUGCCCGAUGGCCCUUUGCAACUGACGUUGGACCAGAAACUCAGCGUGGCGCAGCAGGAAGUCGCACAGGUGAUACAAGACAAGGAGAAACACAAACAGACAUUUGAGAAAAUGAAGGACAGGUACAAGGCCUCCCUUAAAGAAACAGCGCAACAGCGAGCGGACAUCCGGAAGGCUAAGAAUGAACUGGAAGACCGACUCGUCACACCAAUGAUGAAAGUGUCCAACACGAGAGAACCAGAGAAGGUGCUCCAGUACAUCAGGAGUAAGCAGGACACGCAGUGUCAGACUUUAAAACUGAAGAUCCAAGCCCUGAAGGUGCAGCAGAAGAGGCUCCAGCAGCAGCUGCAGGAGAAGAGAGACCUGGGAAAAGCAGGACACGAGGACAUCUUCUUGGAGUACGAUGAACCCAUGACAGACAUCAACGUUGGAGAUCUCCGGGUUAAACUUUUACAAGCUCAACGUGUCCUCAACUCUCACAAGGAGAUGCUUCAGGAUGUGACGCAGGAGUCCGUAGAGCUCAGCAGCGACAUCACCAGAAGAAAGGAGAUGUUACAGAAAACGGAGGAGGACAUGCUACGUGCUGAAGAGGAGCGUUUAAAGACCGAGGUCCUCAACAAGCAUCUCCGCCACCAAAUGUCGGAGUACCAGGCGCCCGGCGUCGCUCAGUACAUGCACGCCAAAAACGAGCACAAGAAGCUGCAGCAGAACAUCCGCACUUUGCAGAGGAACGUCGAUGUUGCUGAGGUGAGGCGGGUUUCUCGGGCGUCAUUUAUCGUUGUACGGUAUUUGAUAUAUUUCGGUAUUGCGUCCCUUCUGUUCUGCCCAGAUGACUUCGAAGACUAAAUCCAGGAGCAAAACCCGAGGCGCUCCUGUAAACGGUGCAGAUGUCGGAACAGUGAAGCUACCACAUAUAGCAUAGAAUAGCAUUUGACAGGAAGUGUAGUGUGGAGUUGAUUUUUUUUUUUAAUUUAGAAAUGAGAAAUAACCUCUAAGGUUCAAAUAUAUAUGUCAUUGAAAAUCCAUAACUGAUUUUUUAAUGAUUCUUUUAAAUAUUAGUUGCUAGUUUGGGCUUCAAAUCUUCCAGAAAUCUUCAAAAUUUGACACUCUGGAAAUGAAUAACAAUAAAUUUAUAUUUACUGGCAAACAUAGUAAAGAUGAAGAUUCAUUUUUCAUAGGAAAUCAUUUUUCAAAAUGCACAAAUAUGUAAAAAAAUUAAUUUAAUUAAAGUUUAUAAACCUUGUAAUAAUGGCUAACUAAUUUACUGGAAGCUAAUAACAAAAUAAAUGAAAUGAAAACAAAAAUAUAAACUAUAAAAAAGAACAUUUUAUCGUUUUUCUUUUUUUAAAAGUGACUGAUUAACAAUGCCCGCAAGGCAUGCUCGGUAGUCCAGCUUCAACAACAAACAAUGAAACACUGGAGAUCAAGAGUAUUUUAACUUCCUGUUUACUUCUCCGACGACCGCCUCAACAUGUUUUUGCCGUCAAAAAAAAAAAAUGUGACAAGCUACCCAGCAUGCCUUGCAGAUGAUUACGACACUUGGCGGACCCAAUGUGGCCCACAGGUGUGCCCAAAGUGCGGCUCAGGGGACAUUUGGGGUCAAGGGCACAUUGAAUUUAACAACCAAAAAACAAAAAAAAGGAUGAUGUCAUAAUAUUCAAAGAAAAAGAAACAUGUCAUAAUUUUACAAAAACAUAAAUUUUAGCAGCCUAAAGUUGAAAUAUUAAAGUUGUAUUAUGAGAAACAAAAUUAAUCGGGAAAAAGUUAUCAGAAUUAAGUCAAAAUAUGGUAAUAAAGUCAUAAUUCCGAAAAGGAAAUAUAAGUCAUUACAUCAUUAAAAGAACCCAGCAGAAAUGGGAACAAAAUGAUAAAAAAAUAAAACCAAAUAAAGACUAAAAAAAACUAUAUUUAUUCAAAUGAGGGGGCGGAGCCAUCAAUUGAGGAUAAUAAAUAUGAUUUUUAAAGUCAUAAUUUUAUAAGAAACUAACAAUAAAAUCCAGUUGUAUUGUUUGGAAAAUGAGGUUGUGGAAGAAAGUUCUGUUAUGGUAAUAAUAAAAAAAAAUAAUGAAAAAAAAAUCACAAAUAUGAUUUAAGAAGAAUAUUUCAAAAGUAAAACAGAUGUUUGUAUUAAUAAUAUGCUUUUUCCACUGAUGAUAAAAAGCUUAAAUGCAGUUUAUAAUUAUUAUUUAAUAAUUUAUCAAUAAAUCUGGACUAAUCUUUGCUUAUGUUGCAAUGGAGUGAAUCAAACAGCAGGUUCAAUGCCGUCACACGCUGUUGCAAUAACUCUUCCUCAGACUGGACAAACUAUUCCAUUUAUUGGAAAGGAGCCCCCGCAGGAACGGUUAUGAUGUUACAUGCCUUGUGUACAGUUACGUGUACGUGAUGGUUUGAUUUCAAUAUCGACGUCUUGGCGUCUCGAUGUAGCAUAUCUGCUCCGUUCACAGCAACCGAAUGAAUGAAUGAAUGAAUGUCGGGAAAAAUCUUCCAAGGCACUUUCAUAAGCACAUAGUACACUUCAUAUCAGUACACAUUUAUACUACAUUAUCGGCUCUCUAAAUAUCAGUCAGUUGUAGUCUGGGGGGUAUCAAACCCGCUUAUACUGUGGGCCACAUUGGCGUUAUGGUUGAAUUCAAUAAAGAAUGUGAGAAACAUUAUUGUAUUCAAGAAACAACUCAUGGCAAAACAGGAAGGUGGUGUUAAAGAGGAAGGUCUUGAUCUUGUUGCCACAUUCUGUUUUUUAGUCACCUUCCUGUUUUGCUAUGAGUUAUUCCUUGAAUUCAAUAAAGAAGGUGAGAAACAUUAUUGAAUUCGAGAAACAACUCAUGGCAAAACAGGAAGGUGGUAUUAAAGAGGAGGGUGUUGAUGUCGCUGCCACAUUGUGUUUUUUUGCAACCUUCCUGUUUUGCCAUGAGUUAUUCCUUGAAUUAAAUAAAGGUGAGAAACAUUAUUGAAUUUGAGAGACAACUCAUGGCAAAACAGGAAGGUGGUAUUAAAGUCUUGAUCUCGUUGCCACAUUGUGUUUUUUUGUAACCUUCCUGUUUUGCCAUGAGUUAUUCCUUGAAUUCAAUAAAGAAUAUGAGAAACAUUAUUGAAUUCAAGAAACAACUCAUGGCAAAAUAUGAAGGUGGUGUUAAAGAGGAAGGUCUUGAUCUCGUUGCCACAUUGUGUUUUUUGGCAACCUUCCUGUUUUGCCAUGAGUUAUUCCUUGAAUUCAAUAAAGAAGGUGAGAAACAUUAUUGAAUUAGAGAAACAACUCAUGGCAAAACAGGAAGGUGGUAUUAAAGUCUUAAUCUCGCGGCCACAUUGUGUUUUUUGUAACCUUCCUGUUUUGCUAUGAGUUAUUCCUUGAAUUCAAUAAAGAAUAUGAGAAACAUUAUUGAAUUUGAGAAACAACUCAUGGCAAAAUAUGAAGGUGGUAUUAAAGAGGAAGGUCUUGAUCUCGUUGCCACAUUGUGUUUUUUAGUCACCUUCCUGUUUUGCCAUGAGUUAUUCCUUGAAUUCAAUAAAGAAUAUGAGAAAUAUUGAAUUCAAGAAACAACUCAUGGCAAAACAGGAAGGUGGUAUUAAAGAGGAGGGUGUUGAUCUCGCUGCCACAUUGUGUUUUUUUGUAACCUUCCUUGAAUUAUAUAAAGGUGAGAAACAUUAUUGAAUUUGAGAAACAACUCAUGGCAAAACAGGAAGGUGGUAUUAAAGUCUUGAUCUCGCUGCCACAUUGUGUUUUUUUGUAACCUUCCUGUUUUGCCAUGAGUUAUUCCUUGAAUUCAAUAAAGAAGGUGAGAAACAUGAUUGAAUUUGAGAAACAACUCAUGGCAAAACAGGAAGGUGUUAUUAAAGUCUUGAUCUCGCUGCCACAUUCUUUGUAACCUUCCUG